Molecule: messenger RNA, 1086 nt
Organism: Cryptococcus wingfieldii CBS 7118
Lineage: Eukaryota; Fungi; Basidiomycota; Tremellomycetes; Tremellales; Cryptococcaceae
Product: cytoplasmic protein
Exons: 14
Coding region: 1-1086 (361 amino acids)
Biological process (GO): cytoplasmic translation
Cellular component (GO): cytoplasm
Molecular function (GO): GTP binding; GTPase activity
Source: RefSeq, a predicted model, not a curated record
AUGACGACCGUUCAGAAAAUCAAAGACAUUGAGGAGGAGAUGGCGAGGACGCAGAGAAACAAAAAUACCGAAUACCAUCUUGGACAACUGAAAGCCAAACUUGCCAAACUUCGCCGAGAAUUGAUUGCGCCUUCCGGAGGAGGUGGAGGCGGUCCUGGCAUUGGAUUUGAUGUUGCUCGAUCAGGUCAAGCAACAGUGACCGUCAUUGGAUUCCCCAGUGUAGGAAAAUCGACUUUCAUGUCCAAACUCACUGGUACUCACUCUGAAGCUGCUUCCUAUGAAUUCACUACGUUAACAACAGUACCCGGACAAAUGACAUACAACGGCGCACGAAUCCAAAUUCUUGAUUUGCCUGGUAUCAUCGAGGGAGCCAAAGACGGUAAAGGUCGAGGUCGUCAAGUGAUUGCUGUUGCUCGAACUUGUAACCUGAUCUUCAUCGUACUGGAUGUUCUGAAACCGCUCAACGAUUUGGCUAUUCUUACACAUGAACUGGAAGGCUUCGGUAUUCGACUCAACAAGAAACCUCCAGCCAUCUCUGUCAAGAAGAAGGAAAGUGGUGGUAUUGCCAUCACAAACACUGUACCCCUCACCAAGAUCGAUGCGCAGGAAAUCAGGGCUGUAUUGCAGGAGUAUCGAAUGAGUAACUGUGCCGUCUCGAUCCAUCAACCAGAUGCGACCAUUGAAGAUUUCAUCGAUGUUGUGGAAGGUAACAGGUUUUACAUCCCUGCCAUCUUUGUUCUCAACAAGAUUGAUGCCAUUAGUAUCGAGGAACUUGAUCUUCUGUACAAGAUUCCCAACUCUGUUCCUAUCUCUUCCAAGCUUUGGCUUAAUGUCGACGAGCUUCUAGAGGUCAUGUGGGACAAGCUGAACCUUGUCCGAAUCUACACCAAGCCAAGGGGCCAGCAGCCUGACUAUUCUUCCCCAGUGGUGCUGCAGCGUGGCAAGUGCACUGUAGAGGAUUUCUGUAACGCAAUUCACAAGGAGAUCUUGAAGCAAUUCAAGAAUGCUAUGGUAUGGGGCACAUCAGCCAAACAUGUCAGAGGGCAAAAAGUCGGGCUGGACCAUGUCUUGGAUGAUGAAGAGUGA